GUAUUUGCGCUGGAGUCAUUUUCACCAACUCCAUUCUGAUUGGAGUGCAAACUGACUACAUGGCCAAAAGACUCGGAGAAGAGCAACCCCUGGUCUUCACGGUGGUGGACGCCGCCUACACAGCCAUCUUCGGUCUGGAGCUGUCCGUCCGUCUGCUGGGCUCGGGCUUGGGCUUCUUCUACCGAGACCCUGGCCUUUUCUGGAAUUAUUUGGAUGUUAUCAUUGUGCUCCCAUCCAUCAUGGAGCUGGUCUUAGCUUUCUUUCUUCAGCUGCCAGCUGUGAGCACCGACAUCACUGCCCCGCGACAGAUGACCGGGUUCGUGGAAGCUCCAGGCAAUUUGUUUAGCAAGACUUAUGUUCAGAGUCCCGCUGGCCUUCGGAACAAGAAGGGUGUGCGGGUUUGCUGCAUGGCUGGCACUCGCAAGAAGCACAGCUCCAGAGAGGAGGAGGUCACUUCUGAUUUUGCCGAAGACAUCUUGCAGCUGGUUGAGACCUGGAAUGAUUGUGUUGGCAGCUUACGGGAACAGGUGACGCUCAAAGUAGAGCAUCAGUGUGACGCAAUGGCAAUUGAGGCAACCAUCAACCCAAAGUUGCCCACAUGGAGUGGGGAUUGGCUUCAAUGGCCAGACUACAAGUUGUCGGUAGAAUUGGAAGCGGAUGCCACUUCCAAAGACGACCUCAGCAGACUUGCUCCAAAGUUGGUGAGAAACCUCACCGGAAAGGCAUGGGAGACAGCGGUUGGCCUUGAGAGAGAGAAAUUGAAAAGUGAAGAUGGAGUGAACUAUUUGCUUUCCUAUUUGGAGGAGAAACGAGGCCGCCAAAAGGUUGAUGUCCUCGGAGAUGCUCCUGGAGUCUAUUUCCAAAAGAGCGAGAUAGUGCGAAAAGAUGGUGAGGUUUGGAAUGACUUCGAAGCUCGCCAUGCGGCUAAAGUCCGAGACAUCAACAAAGCUCUGGUCGCAGUCGGCGCAAAAGGUGAUACUCCAAGUGAAAUCUGGGGUUGGUUCCUUUUGCACCAGUUUGUCCGCCUUGAGCCCUCCGACGUGGCCACCGUGAAGUCUUUUGCCAAGAACUACCAGCUUGAUGAAGUCUGUAGAGCCAUGCGUCAACUAUGGGGAGGUGAUAGCCUUGCUCUCCGUGAUCAGGAGCGCAAAAAGGCAAAGAACAAUGUCAAGGUUUUGAUGAAUGAGCCCAACACGCCUGAUGACAAUGGCAUUUGGUUAGGAUCUCCAGAUCUUGACGGUGAGGAAGUGAAUCAUGAAGAUGAUCCGGAUCUCACUGAGGAUGAGAUCUCAGUCUUGUUUGAUGAAGCAUGCGAGGCCCUUCAUGAAGACCCUACUAACCCAGUAGUCCUUGCCAAUUUCCAAGAGAUGAAGAAGUUGAAGUACACGGAAGCCAGGAAGGCUCUGGACCGUAGCCGAACAGCCCGUGGAUUCUUUCCCAACAGCACCCGAAGCAGCACGUCCAUGAACUCCCGCACAAGGAAGCCACCACCUUUUGAUGGUCUUUGCAUGCGGUGCGGAAAACAUGGCCACAAAGCCAGAGAUUGUCUGCAGAAGGCUGCUCCUUCAAACUCUCGUCGUGAACCAGCUGCUGGAAAGAUUGGUUUUGUGGGCUACUUGCAGGACGCCAACCAGGCUCUUGUGAAUGACGCGGACACGAUCAUGGAUACUGAGAGCGCAAUGGUCUUUGAAGAGGACCUUGACUUUCUGUAUCAAGAGAGCCAUCCCAUCCAUGUGGCAGUGGCAUGUGAGAAAGGAGCUGAGAACUCAGAGGGUCCUGGGUUCAUUGGAUCGACGCAGGAAACCACCCGUGACAAAGCAAUCAUUGACUGCGGGGCUUCCGAGUCCAUUGUUGGAGCCAACAUGUUGCAGGAUUUCUGCGACACGCUUCAUGAACUUGGCUUUGACCCAAAGUCGGAAGUCACGGUGGAUCGUCAAGUGAAAAAGAGCUUCAUCUUCGGCAACAAUGAAACCAGUUCCUCACUUGGACUUGCCAAGGUCAACACUGGUAUGUGUGGUACCGAACAAUCAGUUGAUCUGCACGUUGUGGAAGGAUCGACACCCUUCCUGCUCUCCAGCAAAUGGUUGUGGGAGCAAGAGGCGACUAUCAACUUCAAGACGGGCAAGGCCCUUUUUCCCAAGUUGUCUGACAACCAGGUGCAGCUCGAACGAGCCCCUACAUUCCAUCUUCUUUUGCCACUCACGGCUUUUGAAGGAAAUGGAAAGUUGAUCAACGAGCUGCUGGUGACUGAUGAUGAUCAGGAUGUCUCUAUCCUCAAGCUCCAGAGUGCGCCUCCUGAGAAGACCACGCUGAGUGAGGGGGUGGCUGGGCAACAGCCGAUCAUGCUGUUAGCCAAGAAGAACAUGAUGGUGGACUUGAACAACCACUUAGCAGGUCAGGCAUCUGUGCAGGAUGAAGAGAGACCACCGAACGCUGAGGGCCAGGGGAUUCGAGUGCAAGCCAUCGCUGCAGAAGCGCCUUGGCAACUUGGCAAGCACUCGAAACACCUGGAGACUGUGAAAGAAAAUGCAAGUCUCUUGGCCCUUGAAACGGCCGCUGAUGUCGACGUGGAAGAGACGUUUGACGCCACUUUGGCAGCAAAGAAUGAGCUGCAUACGUUUCGUGGCUUUGCACCAAAUCAAUGGGCUUUCGGACAAAAUUGUGAUCGUGUGGGGUCCUUUUUGCAGAAUGGAGAACAUCCUGUCGUUCAGCAACAGAGGUCUAAACAGGACAAGAACCGGCAUCCGGAAGUGGAAUCCAGCGAGAACCUCACUCAGAACUACCGCGAGAUGGAUCUCAAGCAGCUGGGAGAGAUGGAGCAGAAGCACGGGAAGUACUCCGGGGUGAAGCUAGUGGACAUCGUGGAAAAGAAGGAGGACUUCACAUACCUGCGGUGGCUCGUAGAGCAUCAUCCAAAGAACCCCAAGUUUUUGGCCCUGCUGAUCUAUCUGGAGCGUCACGAGCUCGUGGCCAGUCAGCAAGCCAAGACAGCCGAGCCCAAGUCAGUGAAGAAGCCCGGCGAGACUUUGAUACCCAUGUCCAGUCAAAGCUGCUCGCCCUACCCAGCCGGGAACCAGGACUCAAUGCUCAAGAUCGAGAUCCUCGAGAAGCGCAUGCAGGAGAUGCACUCCGAAAUGCAAACAAUGUUCCAAACGAUUCUGGAGCUGAAGGAUCACAAUCGCCAGAUCCAGGAGGCAGUCAUGGUUCUCAGCAAUCAUGUGGCCGGACACCAGAAUCGCAUCCAACACCUCGAGGACACGGCAGUACUGCCCUCCGACUUCGAGCCAGUCCCGCCGUUCCAGCAAGGACAGGAACGAUAUGCCCUCGGCAUCAACGAGAUUUGUGUGUCUCCGCAGAGAAAGAAAGAUCCUCAAGCUAAGGCCAAUAUUGAGGAGAAGAAACAACUCAGAGUUUUCCGAGUUAUUCGAGUCGUCAAGGUCAUGAAAUUCAUCCGAUCGUUGAGACAAUUGGUUGAGUCGGUGAUGCACACCAUGAGAUCUCUAGCAUGGUCGAUGCUUCUGUUGAUUGUGAUCAUCUACGUCUUUGCGAUCAUGUUCACUGAUGCCUCCGCGAGCUUCCAAGAGUUUAGUCCAGAGAGUGUUCUAAACGCCGAUCUCAAGAGCUACUUUGGGGAUCUGCACACGUCGAUGCACACGCUCUUCCGGAGCGUUUCGGGUGGUAUCGAUUGGGGCAUGGUGGCGCAUCCGUUGGGAGAAGUCCAUUGGAUUUGGAUGUACUUGUUCAGCUUAUAUGUGGCCUUCUGCAUGUUCGCGGUGCUCAACGUAAUGACUGGUAUCUUUUGCCAAGUUGCAGUGGAAAGCUCCUGGAACGACCCUCAGCUCCUAUUGCAGCACUCAAUGGUGGAGCGAGAGCGACAACAUGAUCUGAUCCGACAGCUCUUCCAGAGCUUUCGGCAGGAGACGACGAGACGCAAGAUCACCUUAAUUGAUAUCGAAGAAAAUUUUGAUGAUGAUGGAGUUCAAGGUUUAAUGAACUUGUUGGACAUCUAUCCCGAAACGGGCUGGUCGCUCUUCAAACAGUUGGACGACAACGGUGACGCCAGCAUUUCCGAGGAGGAGUUUGUGAGCGGCGUCUUCCGCUUGAAAGGCGCUGCCAAGUCCUGGGACAUGGAGAUUAUUAUGCAGGAGCAACGAGGCUUGCGAAAGAUCUUGGAUACCUACAUUGCAACGGUCGCAGGCUCCCCGGGACGGGACAAAAAGACGUGA
Cladocopium goreaui is the source of this 4226-nucleotide messenger RNA. The record is from the annotation of a GenBank genome assembly. Lineage: Eukaryota; Dinophyceae; Suessiales; Symbiodiniaceae.